This is a messenger RNA of Coniophora puteana RWD-64-598 SS2, 1833 nucleotides long. Its product is annotated as cofactor-independent phosphoglycerate mutase. Gene Ontology annotation, cellular component: cytoplasm. NCBI's taxonomy places the organism in Eukaryota, Fungi, Basidiomycota, Agaricomycetes, Boletales, Coniophoraceae. The coding region runs from base 117 to 1736 and encodes 539 amino acids. The record is from RefSeq and is a predicted model, not a curated record. The transcript has 6 exons. Gene Ontology annotation, molecular function: manganese ion binding. Gene Ontology annotation, biological process: glucose catabolic process.
CUGCCAUCCAUCGCACUAUCUCCUAGUCUCGUUAGUCCGCAUCGCCCUCAUAUCUCUCUUAAACCCUCUGCUCACAACGGUGCAGGCAACUCACCACCUUUCAUUCUGCCACCACGAUGGUCCAAGUCAACAACAAGGUCUGCCUCAUCGUCCAUGAUGGAUGGGGUAUCGCGCCUGAAGGUGAAGGCAAUGCCAUCAGCAAGGCUAACUCGCCAAACAUGACUCGCCUUUCCGAGGAGUUCCCCUACCGCACGCUCGCUGCCCACGGAAACGCUGUCGGUCUCCCCGAUGGUUUGAUGGGCAACUCGGAAGUUGGACAUCUUAACAUCGGCGCUGGUCGCAUCGUGUGGCAGAGCAUCGUGCGCAUCGACCUGUCCAUCAAGAACGACAAGCUCGGCAAAAAGCCCGGGAAGGACGUGGAGAGCUUCAAGAACAAUGAGGGCAUUCAGGCAGCCGUACAACGUGCGGCAAAGGGCAACGGCAGAUUGCACCUUCUCGGACUGAUAUCAGAUGGCGGCGUUCACUCUAACAUCGAGCACGUAUACGCGCUCCUUGACGUUGCUCGCGAGGCAGGCGUCAAGGAUACGUACGUCCACUUCUUUGGUGACGGUCGCGAUACUGGCGAAAAGACCGGUCUUGGAUUCCUCAAAUCGUUACAGAAGCAUUUUGCGGACAACAAGUACGGUACCCUCGCCACCGUCUCAGGUCGCUACUAUGCCAUGGAUCGCGACAAGCGCUGGGAGCGCAUUACACUUGCCAUGAAGGCGCUCAUCAACGGCGAGGGCGAGCAGAGCGACGAUAUCGUCAAGUCGUUUGAGACGCGGUACGCCAACUCGGAGAAGGAGGGUGCGAAGGGAGAAGACUACUCGGACGAGUUUAUCAAGCCCACCGUGCUUAACAAGGAGGGUACGAUUAAGGACGACGAUACAUUGUUCUUCUUUAACUUCCGUGCGGACCGCAUGCGCCAGAUCACGACGAUCUUUGGCCAGGUCGAGGACCAUAUCCCCGAAGUCAAGAUCCCCAAGAACCUCGACAUUACCACUAUGACUCCUUACAAGGCCGAGUUCCCCUUCCACGUCGCCUUCCGGCCGCACUCGAUGGCCAACGUCCUCGCCGACUGGCUCUCGCAGAAGGGCGUCAAGCAGUCUCACAUCGCCGAGACGGAAAAGUACGCUCACGUCACGUUCUUCUUCAACGGCGGUGUCGAGAAGCAAUUCGCCGGGGAAGAGCGGCACAUGAUCCCGUCGCCCAAGGUCCCCACGUACCGCGACCAGCCGCCGAUGAGCGCGGUCGAGGUAGCGCAGAAGGUCGCGACGGUCGUGCAGGCGGAUACGCACGAGUUCGUGAUGUGCAACUUUGCCCCGCCCGACAUGGUCGGCCACACGGGCGACCUGGCGGCGGCCAAGGUAGCCAUCGAUGCAACGGACAAGGCGGUGCAGAUUGUGUGGGAGGCGUGCGAGAAGGCGGGCUAUGUGCUGCUCAUCACCGCUGACCACGGUAAUGCGGAGCAGAUGAAGAAUCCGGAGACCGGAGAGCCGCACACUGCCCAUACGACGAAUCCCGUGCCGUUUAUCAUGGCUGGCGCGGAUAAGAAGUACUCGCUCGCAAAGGACGGAGAGGGUGAGGAGGAGAAGGAGGGUGCGCUCGCAGACGUUGCGCCGACGGUGUUGGCCCUGAUGGGUAUUUCGCAGCCGGAUGAAAUGAACGGGCACUCGCUCCUCAAGGCGGUGGCUUGAACGCAGGUUGAUAGAGGUUCGAAGUAGUGUACACAACCCUUGUAGAAUAACGACCAUCCUCCACUUGAUGAACACCUGUAUAGAUGCGUCGAGUGUU